Molecule: messenger RNA, 519 nt
Organism: Tetrahymena thermophila SB210
Lineage: Eukaryota; Ciliophora; Oligohymenophorea; Hymenostomatida; Tetrahymenidae
Product: adenosine/AMP deaminase family protein, putative
Exons: 1
Source: RefSeq, a predicted model, not a curated record
AUGGUAAGUUCUAAAUUAUUACCUUCUAAGAAAGCUCUGAAUAAUUUGAAGUUCCUUACAGUUUUAUCACCCAGGUAGAAAAGUUGCAGUUAAAGGUAGCAAAGGUGGCGCUAUUGUUUAAGCUGCUCCAUUACUGAUCUUCACUUCGUUAGUAUUGAUUUCUUUGCUUUUAAAGACGAUCCAUACAAUCGUGCUAGAAACUUCUUCCCUGGAGCAUUCAUUUUUGUUAUUAAAGGAGAAACCUAAUCUUACUUUAAUUAGAUGUUUAACUACUUGAAUAACUAGAAUGGUAAUAUUUAUUUACACGCAGGAGAAACCCAAUUCUUCCCUCAAGGUGGCAUAGAUAAUCAUUACACUAACAAAAACUACAUCAAUGAUAACCUAAUUCAUGCAGCUCUUCUUCCUGGAGUUAAGAGAAUAGGUCAUGGUUUUGAAUCCUACAAGAAUAAUUUGCUUUUGAGUAUCAUCAAUAAAAAGAAUAUUCAUUCGAAUCUUGCCCUAUUUCCAAUUAAGUAUUGA